Alternaria rosae is the source of this 831-nucleotide messenger RNA. RefSeq lists its product as uncharacterized. The record is from RefSeq and is a predicted model, not a curated record. The transcript has a single exon. NCBI's taxonomy places the organism in Eukaryota, Fungi, Ascomycota, Dothideomycetes, Pleosporales, Pleosporaceae. Bases 361 to 780 code for a protein of 139 amino acids.
CUUCACGAAUUCGAAGACACAAGCAGCAUGCUUCACCUAUCGCUUUCACCAUCACCACUCAUGGAAACUGAAGCCAUGAGAAAGCUUUUCUCAUGCGAAGUUUCUCUUGCUCAACCUCACCCUCGCAAUACAAUCUCUGCGGAUAUUGUACAGCACACCAUACUAAUAAUUACACCUAGGAAUCGCUCGCGAAUUCCUUCAACAUGACCAACCAGGGCAGCUACAAACGCCCAGCCAACGACAAGAUCAACUACCAUCCCACUCUCGGGGAGGUCGUCACCAAGUUCCCCGCGUACGCCAGCUACGUCAAAAAGCCUGUUGCCGACUACAAGCCCUUUGAGAUCAGUCCUUCGGCCCAAGAUGAUACCCCUCUGGAGCCUACCGACGAAGACCCAUACCACGUGGUCGCCUACAUCCACCCCCGAAGAGGUCAAACUCGAGUUCAACCCACCACUUGUAAACUACACGGAGCUCAGGGGCGGCCCCCCAAUCGGCUAUGUUUGGAUCCCACCGAGCUCUCCUGAGCUAAUGCCGCGCGAAGCAAUUCCCGAGCGGGAUUUCGCUUUCGCCACUCCGCUGAGGCUGGCGAGUAGCAUGGGUUCUACCAAGAAGCGCAAGAAGACUGUUACUUUCGACCUCAGCCCCCAGAAGAAGCGCAAGCGAGAUACUACCGCUGAGUACCAGGUGCGCUUCACCAGUCCGCUGUCGGAGGAUCUGUCGAAUGCGCCUGAUGGUCUGCUGACGCCUGAGCGGAGGGAGCUUGUACUACGCCGUCGCUAGUGGGUGGGAGAAGGGAGUUGGGCGGAUACUGGUAGACGAGAUUGAGUGGUA